CUGAUCAGGAUAAGCCAAUCACAGCGAUUACUGUAUUAUCACCUUUUACUAAAUGUUUCUCGCACAUUUUAUAUAAAAAUGGUGCGGAGGGCUAUUAUUCGAAUGUAAGAUACUAAUCAUUAUAAUAAGUAUAUUUAAAAUAGUGUACAUUGUAAUAUAAAAAAAUACAAUAAGACAAAAACAUCCUGAGAUUUGAAUGUGGUCUUAAAAGAGAAUUUUAUUUAACUGUCUUGCCCCAUCGGGCCUACUUGACAAAGACAGUUAUAUGUCUGGUAUGAAUAACAGAUAGUUGUUUAACUAGUAGCAUUUCACCUUUUUAGACGAUUUAUCUUUUUAGGUCACCUGUCGUGUAUUCACGACAAAUAACACUGCGCUGCAAUAACGCAGAGAACUGCGGUAUAAAUCCCAUCCAUAUGCUAUAAAGAUUAGUCUUCCACAGCACAUAGACUGUAAACAGUGGCUCCUGAUUCGCCAGUGAAUGAAGAUUGGCCGCCGUCUGCCGGUGUGGACCCGUCAGUUCUAUUGUUGCAGUUAUUUGUCAGCAGUACAAUGGAUAAAACGUUGUAUUCGGACAAAGCCGAAGACGUCGCUACCUCCUCUAGUUUCCGCCAGUUUAAAAUAAAUCAUUUUCAUCUCGAUCUUAAAGUGGACUUUGAGCAGAAAACCAUAUCAGGUACCGAAACAAUACAGCUGCAGUGCAUUGAUGGUCAAAGUGAGUAACAGCUGGAUAUUCAUCCAACACUGUCUGUGCAUGAGAUCACGUUCAGUCCUAAUGCACGACGUAACUGGACCACAACCGAAUUUCUGAUUCGAGACUUCACCAAUUAUGGGACAACUCUGGUCGUGAAGUUUCCAAAAACUUACAUCUCAGAUGACAAACUUCAACUUGUAAUCAUGUAUACAGCUACUGAUGGACCAGGGGUGUGUUGGCUGGAACCAGAGCAGACUGUGGGAAAGCUCAAGCCUUAUGUUUUUACUCAAGGCCAGGCUGUUCUCAACCGCUCCUUCUUCCCUUGCUUUGAUACUCCAGCAGUAAAGAGCAUCUACUCUGCAACAGUUCAGGUUCCUGAUGGCUUCACAGCAGUUAUGAGCGCUAGUAAAUGGGAACAGAGGAAAGCAGACAGCGCUUUCCUGUUCACCAUGGAGCAUCCUAUUCCUGCUUACCUGGUAGCUCUGGCAGUCUUUUACCAUAAAGAAAUCAUGUCACAAGGUAUAAAAACAUGUGUCCGGACUGAGCCUUGUUUACUGCAGGCUGCCAAGCAGGAGUAUGAUAAUGUGAUCGAAGAGUUCCUGUCCGUGGGAGAGAAACUGUUUGGACCCUACGUUUGGGGAAGAUAUGACGUGCUGUUCAUUCCUCCAUCCUUUCCUUUCGGUGGGAUGGAGAACCCCUGCCUAACCUUUGUCACACCCUGUCUGCUGGCUGGCGAUCGUUCUCUCGCUGACGUCAUUGUACACGAGAUCUGCCACAGCUGGCUUGGAAACCUCGUCACCAACGCCACCUGGGGUGAUUUCUGGCUGAACGAGGGCUUCACCAUGUAUGCUCAGCGCAGGGUUUGCAGGGAGCUGUAUGGUAUGCUAUAUAUUAUUUGAACCUUCAUUGAAGUAUUUCACUAAUAAAGAAUUCAAUAAAAAAAGCACCAUUUGAUUCUCAGGA
This is a messenger RNA of Carassius carassius (crucian carp), 1654 nucleotides long. Its product is annotated as aminopeptidase B-like. Gene Ontology annotation, molecular function: metalloaminopeptidase activity; zinc ion binding. Gene Ontology annotation, biological process: proteolysis. The record is from RefSeq and is a predicted model, not a curated record. Lineage: Eukaryota; Metazoa; Chordata; Actinopteri; Cypriniformes; Cyprinidae.